Messenger RNA from Epinephelus lanceolatus (giant grouper), 2351 nucleotides. RefSeq names its product C1q and TNF related 9 (gene c1qtnf9). Gene Ontology annotation, molecular function: protein binding. The record is from RefSeq and is a predicted model, not a curated record. NCBI's taxonomy places the organism in Eukaryota, Metazoa, Chordata, Actinopteri, Perciformes, Serranidae.
UAAAACUUGGAUUAUACUGCACAAGGUGUGUGAGAUUUUGUAAACAAAUGGUUUGAUAUAGCUUUGCUGUUGUUAAAUACGUCUAUAAUUUCAAUCCAUCAAAAAUUUUCUCCAUUUUUGGAUUCUUCGUUCAAAGGGAGGCAUGCGAGACAAACAUCUUCAUGAAUUCAAUAGAACAUGGGGUGAAAAGGUGAUAUACAAAUCGUUAUUUAGGGGGUUAAGUAUUCCUUUAAGUUUUAUAUCCUGUUUGCUUCACUGUAUAGGAAGGCACCGCAUGUAAAACUAUGCGGCCUCUUGCAUGUCUGGCCCUGACAUACACUCUGUGCUUAUUAUUAGCCUCAACUAGACUGGAGAAGCAUCUGCAGGGGCACAGGUGAUGUGUAACUCACAGACUCAAUAAGUAAGCCACAAACAGUUGGACCAAUGAAAUGGCUUUGAGAGCUGAGGUCACUCUUGUCCAAAGUUCUUGUCCAGUUUAUGUUUUCUCUGGUUGGUGCCAGUAGCACAAGUGGUUAUGAGGCAAACUAUGUACUCAAUUUAACGUCUCUUAGUCUAGAAGUUUUUGCAUUGUUGAUAGAUAGGUGCAUCAGGUACAAUGUUGCGGAUGAGGUUUAGAGUCAUUCUCUUGCUCCUUCUAUUGGCAGUCAGGUGUGUUACACAGGAAGUAACCCCAAACAAAGACUGCGUUUGUGGACAUCCUGGUAUACCUGGGGACCCCGGACACAAUGGCACACCUGGCAGAGAUGGCCGAGAUGGACUCAGAGGUGAAAAAGGUGAUCAAGGUCAAGUUGGCCCCGUUGGAGCAGCUGGCAAUGAUGGCCACAAAGGAGACAAAGGGGAACCUGGCGCAGUUGGUCCAGCAGGGCUCAAAGGAAAAAGGGGAGAAAAUGGCGAACGGGGGCCUCCUGGGAAAAUGGGGCCCCAAGGAGUCCAAGGGCCCAUUGGACUCAAAGGAAGUAAGGGAGAGCUUGGGCUGCCUGGACCCCAAGGACCUAAAGGGGAUUUUGGGCCUCUUGGACCACAGGGUCCCAAGGGAGAAGUUGGCCUUAGAGGUGACAGAGGCAUUCAGGGGCCACUGGGACCCCCUGGCAGGCCAGGGCCCAAGGGGGAAAUUGGUGUUCCAGGUCACAAAGGCAAUAUUGGUUAUCGUGGGGAGAGAGGGUCUCGAGGAGAGAAAGGUGACAAAGGUGAGAAGGGAGAAGAACUUGUUAUCUCUAAAAGCGCCUUCUCAGUGGGACUCACAGCACAAAGUAAACUCCCUACACCUAAUGCUCCGAUCCGGUUUGACAAGAUCAUUUACAAUGUGCAGAAUCACUACGAUCCACAGACAGGAAGAUUCACAUGCUCCGCAGCGGGAGCAUAUUUCUUCACCUACCACAUCACGGUCUUCUCCCGGAACGUGAAGGUUGCUCUGGUGAAGAAUGGUGCAAAGAUCAUUCACACCACGGAUAACUACCAGAGCAGCGAGGAUCAGGCAGCAGGGGGCGCUGUGCUGAACCUGGAUGUGGGAGACAAGGUGUGGCUGCAGGUGACUGGGGGAGAGCUGUACAAUGGGCUCUUUGCUGAUGAAGAUGAUGACACGACCUUCUCUGGGUUCUUAAUCUUUGGGGCUUAGAUGAGGCAAACUUUCUUUAUAAUUGAUGUUGAAUAUUUCUAAAGAAUAGAAAUGAGUCAUAAGAAAUCAGCCUGUCUCUAAACUUUGGUUGACUAUAUAAUGCAAUGUACAGUGUACCUAAGUACAUUUACUCACCUACUGUACUAAAGAACAAAUUUGAGGUACUUGUACCUUAAUUAAGUAUUUCAAUUUUAUUCUACUUAAAUACUUAUACUACUCAAAUCAUACUUUUCACUCCACUGCAUUUAUUUGACUACUGAGGUGUCUCCUUCAAGCUCAUCUCCUCUACCAGAGGGCCCUGGAGUCUGAGGGUUCUGCACCUGAUGAAGCUAUGGGCAAAACACGUCUGUAACAUCUCAAAUGAAGACUUAAGGAAGAAGCAAUUCAGCCAUCUUAUGUGAGGUGUAUUGGCUUAUUUGCUGAGGACUGACACACACACACACACACACACACACAAAUAUAUAUAUAUAUAUACCUAUAACACAAUUGUAAUAUGAUAUAGGCAAUGAUACAACACUCACUGGGUAAUUUGUAUGCAUUGUAAGUACUUUUCCUUUUUACACCAAGAACAUUUUGCUGAUAAUACUUCCAUACUUAAAUCAAACUCGCAGGAUUUUUACAUUGUUGUAUUGCUACUUUAAAAAUAAUCUGAAAUUGUGUGCGCAUCAUGUGGUUCAUCUUGGACAUGCAAUUCUGCUGAAAAUGAGAGCCUGUUAAUGAAAAACAAACAUUAAAC